Molecule: messenger RNA, 2917 nt
Organism: Carassius carassius (crucian carp)
Lineage: Eukaryota; Metazoa; Chordata; Actinopteri; Cypriniformes; Cyprinidae
Product: phospholipid phosphatase-related protein type 3-like
Exons: 7
Coding region: 46-2139 (697 amino acids)
Biological process (GO): signal transduction; phospholipid metabolic process; phospholipid dephosphorylation
Molecular function (GO): phosphatidate phosphatase activity
Source: RefSeq, a predicted model, not a curated record
AAAUGAACUCAUGUGUUGACAGAAUAACUUCAGAAGACCAGCACCAUGAUGACUGCACGUGAAAUAAUCAAGAAGAAACCGCCCAAAGACAGUCUGACGCUGCUACCCUGCUUCUAUUUUGUAGAGCUACCCAUUGUGGCAUCCUCCAUGGUUUCACUGUACUUCCUGGAACUGACGGAUGUGCUCCAGCCGGCGCAGGUGGGAUUCCGCUGUCAUGACCGUUCACUCAGCAUGCCGUACGUUGACAGCGGUGAUGAGCUCAUCCCUCUGCUCAUGCUCCUGAGUUUGGCGUUCGCCGGUCCUGCUGCCUCUAUCAUGAUAGGUGAAGGUCUACUGUAUUGUAUGCAGUCUAAACUGAAGGUCCGUCCAGGGAUUGAGGGAAGCAUAAAUGCUGGUGGAUGUAAUUUUAACUCUUUCCUGCGGAGAACUGUUCGUUUUGUUGGGGUUCAUGUGUUCGGUCUUUGUGCAACAGCACUGGUUACUGAUGUCAUCCAGCUGGCCACUGGCUACCACACACCAUUCUUUCUCACAGUGUGCAAACCCAAUUAUACCGUCCCAGGUGUGUCCUGUGACAAGAACCCUUACAUCACCAAAGACAUUUGCUCUGGCCAGGAUCAGCAUGCUAUUCUGUCUGCCAGGAAAACCUUCCCUUCCCAGCAUGCAACCCUCUCUUCCUUUGCUGCUGUUUAUAUUUCAAUGUACUUCAACUCAACAAUCUCUGAUAGCACCAAGCUGCUUAAACCCGUUCUAGUGUUUGCCUUUGCCAUUGUGGCUGCGUUGACGGGACUCACUCAGAUCACCCAGUACCGCAGUCACCCUAUCGAUGUUUACGUUGGGUUCUGUAUUGGUGCUGGUAUUGCCGCAUACCUGGCUUUCCACGCUGUUGCCAACUUCAAAUCUCCAGAGGACACUGUCAUCCCACAACCCCCUCCUCUGCAGAAGGAUGCUUUGAGGGCUCUGGCCCAAAGAGGCCACGACUCGGUCUAUAACAAAAGCCACGCCUCUGAGAGCAAUGAGGAAAUAACAUCACCAGCAUGUCUAGAUGGGCUGAACCGGCCUGUACAGCGGGAGAAAACCUCGUUGGGAAGCUUAAAGAGAGCCAGUGUCAAUGUGGAGUUACUGGCACCUCGCAGCUCAAUGGGUAAGGAGACAAUGGUAACCUUCAGCAACACAUUACCUCGUGCUACUCCAGAGGAGCCAACGAGGCGUCUGGUGACAGUACCUGUUCCAGUACCACUGGACCCAAUGCGGUCACAGCAAUUAGUGUCUGAAUGGAAGCAAAAGUCAAUGGAGAUGCGAGGCGGCAGCUUGCCCGAUGAGGACACUAGCGAGCAGGGCUCAGAUGGUGGCAACGACACAACCACAGAGGAGGAUAGCGUCCACUCUUCAGUCUAUUCGUCUGUUCAACAAUCAACCAAACCUGCUAACCCACCUGCAGGUGCAAGAGUGGUGAUGCCCCCUCGUCCCCCAGCACAGCCCUCGGUCCCCCCGCCUGUGUCCCCUAAAAGCGCCAGCACUCGGGCCAAAUGGUUGUCCAUCACAGAAAAAAGUUGUGCUAAUAUCCCAGUUCUUAAGGCAGGAAAUCAGCCUCGGAUCAUGCAGGUCAUUGCCAUGUCAAAGCAACAGGGACUCCUGUCUGGAUCAGCCAAAUCCUCAGAGACUUCAUCCUCUUCUGGUACCUCAUCCAUCACAGGUACAGAAUCAUCACCUAAUCGUUCAGAACGUGAUAGCGGUUCAGGCAUCAUCACAGUUGAUGCCCAUGCACCCCACCUCCCUGUACUUCGUAUGACCUCCAACCCCAACAACCCCUGGGAGUGGAGAGGAUCUUCUGAUGGAAACACGGCCGUGUCGUACGAGCUUAAAAACCUCAACCGUGAGGGUUCCUGCAGUUACCGUCACAUCAGAAGCAUCUCUCCUUGUUCCUCCGUCAGUGAGACUGACCACAGGCCACCCCAGCCUCCUCAACCUCCCCAGCCACCACUUCCCCCUCAACUCCCACCGGUGGGUCAAACCACAGAGGGUCGCAGUCUGCGCCGAAAGACCCCUCUAGUUCUUCUGGAUAGAGAGGGCAAUCUGAACCACACUGAACAGGUCAACUACUACAAAAAGCUACAAAGUAGCAGGCAUUUCAAAGAGUGACAAUGUGUUGACUUAUAUUUGAGCACAACUACACUUUUUGGUCUUUGGGUUUUCAUUUCUUGAUUUGAUUCCAUGAGCAAUAUCUGAAUAACUGGAUCCACUACACAUUGAGUCAGAAGAGCGUUUGAAAGAUGUUGCUUCUGACAACUUAAGAGCACAGUGGUUUUUGUCCUCUGAGGGCAAACCAAACUACAUUAUCAAAAUUCCCAUAAUUUGUAUUGUGUUUAUAUAAUAUCCAUAUAAUCAAAUUCCAACAAUGCCGAUUGUAAAAUGCGGUUUGGGUUUAUUUUUAUUGCUGUUCUUUUUUGUUCAUACUUAAACGUGUGACUGAGAUGUCAGUUUGAAUUUAUGUGUAUGUGUGUUUACGCACGAUUGUUUAGUGUAUUUUGUAGUGAUACAAUAAUGUUAGGAAAUAUUUGAUUGCCUUGUAGCUCUCAUGGUGAAAACCGAUUUAAAUUAUUUUGUUGGCUCUUUAUGAAUGAUAAUUGUUCUGAAAAAGGGUAGCGUCCUUCAUUCUACAUCUGACUAUAAUUGUUUAUAAACUGUUCUGGACAUUCUGCAAGUCUACUGAAGACUCCCUGUGUAAAAUGGUGGAAAUAUGGAAGCACUUUGAAUAAGCACUGUGUGUAAACAAGUGAGGUGAACUCAAAUGUCUGUGAGAUAUUCCAAAGGAAUAUUAGACUGUCCUGGACACUUUAAGAAAAUGUUCUCAUAAUUCAUCAUGUACCUUAUAGUGGAACAUCAGCUGGACAACAGGUCCAUUGAAAUAUUUACUGCA